GAAUGCCAUCUUCUUAUCUUCAGUUUGUAUGGCUUUGUGUCUCUCUUCAUGGCUUUCUGUGUGACUCUCUGCUACACAUCCUUCCCUUCUCUUUCCAGUUUCUCAAAAACUUUGAGAAGGAAACAUGUCCCUUUUUUCCCAUUGAUUCGUGCAGUUCAAGCUGGUGAAUCUGCAAGCAGCUCACAGUCACAGUCACAGACUAAGAGUAGUACUGAUGCCUCCUCCUCUAAUGCUCAAUCAAGUGCUGCCCCUAAGAUUCCUAAGAGACCCGUUUAUUCCAUGAAGAAAGGUCAGAUUGUGAGGGUUGACAAGGAGAAAUAUCUCAAUAGCAUCAAUUAUCUUUCUGUUGGGCACCCACCCUAUUACAAAGGAUUGGACUACAUUUAUGAAGACCGUGGUGAGGUCCUGGAUAUGCGUAUAUUUGAAACAGGAGAGCAUGCACUUGUUGCAUGGGUAGGAGUCCCCACUGCUCCAGCUUGGCUUCCUACAUACAUGCUUAUCAAGUCAGAGAAGCUCAACUAUGAGAGGCUAUAACCCUCAAAUUGGGGAGCAUAACUAUGUAAUAUAUACUAUAUAGAGAUAAAUAUUGUUUGUCUAACAUUGUAAGAUUGCAUGUUUCAAGAAGAUUGAUUUGAAAUACCAUCUUAGACACUAUACCCCGUCUUUAGUUGAGCAGCAUGAUCAGUUCAAAUGACUGUGUCAAUUAUUUGGGACAAAUGACAAUCAUUAUUGCCACCCAGCUGAAGGUUUUGGUGAUGACUAUCAUUGUAUUUAUGAUUCUCUAUUUUAAAUUUUUAAUAAAUAUGAAGUUAAACCUC
Cicer arietinum (chickpea) is the source of this 818-nucleotide messenger RNA. Its product is annotated as NAD(P)H-quinone oxidoreductase subunit O, chloroplastic. Gene Ontology annotation, cellular component: plasma membrane. Gene Ontology annotation, molecular function: oxidoreductase activity, acting on NAD(P)H, quinone or similar compound as acceptor. The record is from RefSeq and is a predicted model, not a curated record. NCBI's taxonomy places the organism in Eukaryota, Viridiplantae, Streptophyta, Magnoliopsida, Fabales, Fabaceae.